AUGUCCGAGCCGACAGCGCCAAGUCGACCGAUCGCCCGGAGAAAGCGAAGACCCUUGUCUUGCUCUCUCUGCCGACGACGGAAACUGGCUUGCGACCGUGAAUAUCCGUCCUGCAGUCGAUGUCGAAAAACCGGGAACUCUGAUUCCUGCUCAUACGAGGACGCUCCUGCUCUGUCGCGUAACAAUCAGCGAAGAUCAGAUGUCUCGGGGCACAACAGACCCGUGCUUACUGCUACCCCGGUCCUUGGGAACACGACGACCUCGUCUGCUUCGCUAGAAGGCUAUACAGCCAAUGAUAACAAUCGACCCAUCGUGCAAGACCUCACAGAACACUUCCCCGAGCUUCGUUCUUACAUGAAGGAGACGAUCAAGCACCAUGCUUCUCUACCCGGUGUCCAAAAAGAACUAAAAGCAUUGGACACGAAAUGGAAAUAUGAGAAACCAAGUACUCUUCCAGUCAAAACUGCGGACCUGUUGCUGUUGCUACCAGACCAGGAACAUAUGGACGCAGCUAUUCGCCUAUAUUUCGAAACUUUCGAAACGAUGUACAGAAUUGUGCAUAGACCGACUUUCGUGGAGGAAUAUGAUCAGUUGCAGAAGGAUCGAUCAGCUGCAAAGCCCGGAUUCAUUGUCCUCAUGUUAUUGAUUAUGGCCACCGUCAGCUGCACAACGGCAACUGACCAAACUUACGUAGGUAGCAGUAGUCUCGGUCGAGAACAGGGAUCACUGUGGAUUGAAACAGCAGAAGCCUGGCUUGGAAAGCAGAGCAAGAAAAAUAUCUACUUGGUCAUAUGGCAGAUUCGCUGUCUACUCGUCCUCUCAAAACAGAUGUGCCGCUACAAGAAGAAGCGCAUGUGGUCGGUGGCAGGUGACCUGGUGAGAGAAGGAAUGGCGGCUGGCUUUCAUCGCGACCCAAGUCGUUUGGGAGGCAAGAUAUCCUUUUUCGACCAGGAGAUGCGCCGGCGACUUUGGGCGACAAUGAUUGAGCUAGAGCUACAGGCUUCGGUUGAGCGAGGGAUGCCGUCGGCUUUAGCUGGAAUUCAAAUGGAUUGUGCCCCUCCGGUUGAUAUCGAUGAUGAAGGUCUGAGACCCGAAUCCGAUUCUACAGAGAUGCCGGGAUUGCGCGGUCACUGUACCUCGACCUCGUUCUUGCGUUUAUGUAGGAGUAGCCUGGACCUGCGCGUAUCAUUAAAUUCUCGGAUGAAUGAUCUGACCUCGGAUUUGCCAUAUGAGGAUACCCUGAGAUACGAAGACCUGAUUAUGAGUGAACUCCAGAAGAUCCCCUCUCUAACCGACAGCAGAAACGAUACUACUGACAAAAGCCUAUCUCAGAUGGCAAGGGUGGUGUUGGAUCUGCAACUGCGGCAAUUCUUGGUCUUACUGCACGCCCCCUUUGCCCGCAAGCGAGAAAAUAAUACUCGAUACGCAGUGUCAAGGAUGGUUUGUUUCAACGCGGCUGCCAGCAUGAUUGACCAGCAUUGGCGGCUGGUACAGGCUGGGAAUCCCAUGCUAUUGCUUUUAAGACAUGACUACUUCCGUGGAGCGUUAAACCUUUCUCACUACGCGUAUAUAUCCUCAGGCAUCCAGCCCGAUAUUUGUGCCCCAAUCAAUCACAGUGCAAUCUUGCAAUAUAUCCAAAAUGCUCUGUCCAUGUUGGAGGACAGCAUCACUUGUCUUGGAACUGGGUAUACGUACCACUGGUACAUUUCUGCUGCAAUUUCGUUUCUUCGAUCACAGUCACAGCCGACAAAGUCUAGCACGCUUAAGCAGGAAGCGAUUAACCAAGUCGUGAGGCAAUAUUACCGAGUGCUUGCAUCGCAAGAACAAUUCCCUCGUGCGAAGGAGAAGAUCUAUUCCUCACAAUUGAGACAGGUAACUCAACUCGAAUACUUCCCUGAAUGUUGGAAUGGGGAAGGGUAUAUGUUGAUUAGUAUUCCACAGGGUGACCCCUCGGAAGCUGAGCGCCAGGUCGCUAGCGAUGAUGUAUUGGACCCGGCGGAAAUGUCCUUGGACGAUGUCGGAUUUUCUCAGUUCGAUCCAACUGUUCCCUCAAUGGAGCAAUAUUUCUUUGGCGAUCCUGCCGCUUGGACAUUCGACAAUCUGUGGGAGGUUGCAUAG
Molecule: messenger RNA, 2118 nt
Organism: Aspergillus bombycis
Lineage: Eukaryota; Fungi; Ascomycota; Eurotiomycetes; Eurotiales; Aspergillaceae
Exons: 4
Coding region: 1-2118 (705 amino acids)
Biological process (GO): DNA-templated transcription; regulation of transcription by RNA polymerase II
Cellular component (GO): nucleus
Molecular function (GO): RNA polymerase II cis-regulatory region sequence-specific DNA binding; DNA-binding transcription activator activity, RNA polymerase II-specific; zinc ion binding
Source: RefSeq, a predicted model, not a curated record